Caenorhabditis elegans is the source of this 753-nucleotide messenger RNA. RefSeq names its product O-methyltransferase (gene comt-5). Lineage: Eukaryota; Metazoa; Nematoda; Chromadorea; Rhabditida; Rhabditidae. The record is from RefSeq and is marked reviewed. The transcript has 4 exons. Bases 10 to 693 code for a protein of 227 amino acids. Gene Ontology annotation, molecular function: O-methyltransferase activity.
UUUCAGAAAAUGUCUGUUGUCGCUAAGAGUUAUCAUAAGGAUGCCGAUCCAGUGGUGGCUUAUUGCUCGGAGCACACCGUCGUCCAAGCUCCUCUCCAAGUUGAGCUUCAAAAUGAGACGCUCGCCAACGCUCCCCACGCUGGAAUGCUAGGAGCUCCUGAAGUUCUUACAUUUGGUCAGAACUUUAUCAAAAUGUUUGGUGGAAAGAGAGCGCUUGAUGUUGGGACAUUCACCGGAGCAUCUGCAUUAGCCUGGGCUCUCGCUGUUCCAGAUGAUGGAGAAGUUUAUACGUUUGACAUUGAUCACACCAAUUAUCACAAGUUCGGAGUUCCAAUCCUCUCCAAAUGCGAGAAAACUUUCAAGAAGAUCAAGCCAGUGGAAGGGCCGGGAGUAGAGAGUUUAGACAAACUGAUUGCCGACGGACAAUCCGGAACGUUUGAUUUCGCAUUCAUCGACGCCGAGAAGACCAGCUACCCUGCAUACUACGAGAAAUGUGUUACCCUACUCCGCCCGGGUGGGGUCAUUUUUGUGGAUAACAGCCUUCGCGGUGGCUCCGUAGCUGACGAGAAAAGACGAGAAGAUCCAAAUUGUCGUGCGAUUCACGAAAUGAAUGACAAGAUCUAUCAAGACGAUCGUACCUACUCGGCGCUUCUCAAUCUUGGCGAUGGAACUCAUGUGGCUUUCAAGAAAUAAUUGAAUAUAUCUAAAGAGAACUUUUUGAAAUAAAUAAAGCAUUUUUGAUCUACUAUAAUU